UGUCAGUGGCGCAUACACCGCUGUAGUCUGAGCGCGGAGGAGGGUCAGAGCUCAAUCUCCACUCUCUCUAAUCACUCCGACUACACACUCUGAGCCUCAACUGCUGUUGACACAACGGCCAGCCGCCGAUAGCGACGUUUACUUUGAGCGCUUUUUUGUGCCGUAGAUAAUGGUUUGGACCUGAGCUUUCCAUACACACACACACACACACACACACACACAUCCUGUCAGCGAUCCUGUCACGCUCUCGGACCAUUUCUUUCAUUAAUUUCCUCGUUCCAGCUGGAAUGGAGACGCGACCCUGAAGCCCGAGACACUAAAUCUUCACGUGAGCUGCUAUAGGAUGGCAAGGAGCUGAGAGAAGAAAGGGAAAAAGAGAAAAACAGCUACCCGUCCUUACUGACAGGGGCUUGAUAUAUCAGCUUUCACUUAUUACGGCAUUGCAGCUGUCCCAACUAUAAGUGAUGGCUGCUUAUGGACAGACGCAGUACAGCCCUGCUAUCCAGCCUGCAGGCCCGUACACACCCUACACACAUCACACCCAGGGCUACAGUGUGCCACCCUACAAUAUUAAAACAGAAGAUGGCUUGAGUCAUUCACCAGGACAAAGCAGUUUGCUUGGCUACACGUCCAACUUCAGUGGAACACCUUCCAGCCAAGCUCUUUACAGUUACUCUACACAUGGUGCCAGUAUUCCAUCUGGAAUUUUCCAGGGAACGAAUGCCAUCACAGGCUCAACGCCAUUUAGUCCUACACAGCAGGAUUUCACAGCGUAUUCCACUUAUGGCCAAAGCCAGUACUCACCGUACUAUAAUACACACUACAACAACCCCUACCUCACAAGCAGUAAUAUCAGCCCAUCAGCCAUUGGCACAGCGAUCCCCUAUCAGCAUACAGAACAUCCUGCUGUAACAACCAGUCACAGCCCAGAGUCCCACCCAGGGGAGUAUCAUGCCCCCCCUAGCCCCCCAACCCCAGGAAAGGAGCAGGAAGGAGGUCCAGCCAGACGUGGCUCGGAUGGAAAACUGCGGGGAAGGAAGAGGGCCAAUGACCCCGUACCCCCACUGGACUCUGAAAUCGAGAGAGUGUUUAUUUGGGACCUGGAUGAAACCAUCAUUAUUUUCCACUCGCUUCUCACAGGCUCUUUUUCCACACGCUUCGGCAAGGACUCAGCCAAAGCUGUAUCUUUGGGGUUGUGGAUGGAGGAGAUGAUCUUCAACUUGGCAGACUCUCGACUCUUCUUCAAUGACCUUGAGGAAUGCGACCAAGUUCAUAUCGAUGAUGUGGCCUCAGAUGACAACGGACAGGACUUGAGCACAUAUAACUUUGGAACAGACGGCUUCCAAAGUCCAGCAGGAGGUGGUGCUCUGUGUUUAGGCUCAGGGGUCCACGGUGGCGUCGACUGGAUGAGGAAGCUGGCCUUCCGCUACCGACGAGUAAAAGAGAUCUAUAACACUUUCAAGAACAAUGUAGGAGGUUUGCUGGGGAGUCCAAAGCGUGAGGAAUGGCUUCAGCUGAGGCGAGAAAUGGAGGUUCUGACUGAUCUGUGGCUUACGCAGGCUCUAAAGGCUCUAGCUCUUAUUAACUCCAGGCCAAACUGUGUGAAUGUGAUGGUCACCACCACUCAGCUAAUCCCAGCACUUUCCAAAGUGCUGCUCUAUGGUCUGGGAGGAGCUUUUCCCAUCGAAAACAUUUACAGUGCUACCAAAACUGGUAAAGAGAGCUGUUUCGAGAGAGUGACUCAGAGGUUCGGGAGGCGAGCUGUGUACGUGGUAAUCGGAGAUGGAGUGGAAGAGGAAACUGUGGCAAAGAAAAAAAACAUGCCAUUCUGGAGGGUAACAUGCAGAGCAGACCUGGAGGCACUGAGUCAUGCACUAGAGCUGGACUACCUCUAGAGGCCAGAAUCUCAAAACAUCAGCUCUCUUUUAAAUUGGUCAACCGUAAACACAUGGCCAAACCAACAACUGCAGGACCAAUCAUCCAGGAGUUGCAAGAAUACCGGAAACACGUCUGUUCCGAAUCAGUUUAGAAAACACUUUUCUUUUCCUUCUUUUCUUCCGUCUGUGACAGCAGUUCUAUACAAUGGCGCAUUGCACUGGAGACAAUCACAUUUUUCAGACCAGAGUGCUUUGAAGGACCAAAAAAUCUGUGAUUAUUAAUUUGAGUAAACAUGACUUCAGGACAAAUAUACAUAUAUCAUUUGUGAUGAGAAAAAUCAGAUUUUGGAUAAAAGUAUGCAAAUAUUUAUGUUUUCUACAAAUUCACAAGCAGCAACUGCUGUCUGUUGUAGAUAUAAAAAAAAUAUCCACAUCUCAUGCAGAGAUUUCUUCAGUGUUUCUUUUACAAAAAAAAAAAAAACAGAUAUGCUUUUUUUGCUCUACAUCCUAUUACAGAAUAAACCUUUUUUUAACAACUGUGAAAUUCAGUAAAAUAGCAUUUAACAAAUAAAACACUUGGGGAAAUUGUCUGUAUUACUGAAAAUCAUUUGGGGAAAAUAUGUAGAUAUAACAGUUUGGAGUUUUCCUGAUAAUUUCUAUCAAUAAUGCAAUAAUGUGUUAAUUAUAUUACUGAUUCAGAUACUGAUCCAUUCUUUUAGGUAAGCCAUCUAUUAGGUAAAAAAAGAAUGUUUAUGAAAUGUUUAAUAUUCCACUCAAUGUAAUGCUCUAGAAUAGUAUAUACUAUUUAAUAACCCAUUUAAAAAAAGCCAGUGCAAGAUUCCAACAUAACUAAUCCCAAAAGUAGCCAAAGUAUAAAACUGAAUCUAUCGAUUAAGGUGACAAUCAUUUACGUAACUUAUGAAUAUUUUGUUUGAGGUGAUUUCUUAAGCACUAGAAAAUAUCUCUAUCAUUCCUCUUCACUAUGUGCCUGGACCAUGCUGAUCUUGUAAUAUUUGUUACUGGAUGUAAAUUUGAUUUUAUGUUUCUUUCCUUUGAUGUUACUGAAGUUUAUGUGUUUGUGUGUGUGUGUGUGUGUGUGUGUGUGUGUGUGUGUGUGUGUGUGUGUGUGUGUGUGUGUGUGUGUUUCUUUCCUGUAUGGAAUCUGGAUGGAUGUCUUUUUGAAUUGCAUGUACCUUUUACACUGCCUGUCCUUCUAGCUAUUAUUUGUAUAUAUGGUUUAUUGUUGAUUUUUGUUUUUGGGCAAAUAUGAUAGAACAAUAAAAAGAAUAAAUUAAUUGCAUCAAA
Molecule: messenger RNA, 3182 nt
Organism: Silurus meridionalis
Lineage: Eukaryota; Metazoa; Chordata; Actinopteri; Siluriformes; Siluridae
Gene: eya2
Product: EYA transcriptional coactivator and phosphatase 2
Exons: 16
Coding region: 465-1895 (476 amino acids)
Biological process (GO): multicellular organism development; cell differentiation; negative regulation of extrinsic apoptotic signaling pathway in absence of ligand
Cellular component (GO): nucleus
Molecular function (GO): protein tyrosine phosphatase activity
Source: RefSeq, a predicted model, not a curated record